Messenger RNA from Neltuma alba, 1386 nucleotides. RefSeq names its product sulfite exporter TauE/SafE family protein 3-like. The record is from RefSeq and is a predicted model, not a curated record. NCBI's taxonomy places the organism in Eukaryota, Viridiplantae, Streptophyta, Magnoliopsida, Fabales, Fabaceae. Gene Ontology annotation, cellular component: Cul4A-RING E3 ubiquitin ligase complex; membrane. The coding region runs from base 37 to 1386 and encodes 449 amino acids. The transcript has 11 exons. Gene Ontology annotation, biological process: protein ubiquitination.
GUAAUAGCCUCAGCUCAGAGAAAAAUCCCAACCGACAUGUCUGGUUCGAUCGAAACAGACUCAUCAUUUUCUAGUUACAUCGUCAAAGCCAUGGAUGGCUUAUGGAGAGCUGGCCAAUCUGGUUAUCAACAUGUCUGGCCUGAAAUGAAAUUUGGAUGGCGUAUCGUUGCUGGGACGGUGAUUGGAUCCUUGGGAGCAGCAUUUGGGAGCGUCGGGGGUGUUGGUGGCGGCGGCAUCUUUGUUCCCAUGUUAAUCCUCAUUAUUGGGUUUGACGCAAAAUCUGCAACUGCCAUUUCAAAAUGUAUGAUCACAGGUGCGGCCAUCUCAACCGUUUACUUCAACCUGAAACUGAAGCAUCCUACAUUGGAUAUACCAUUAAUUGACUAUAAUAUGGUGAUGCUUAUGAUGCCCAUGAUCAUGCUGGGGAUUACCAUUGGAGUUAGUUUGAGCGUUGUGUUUGCUGACUGGAUGAUCACUGUGCUUCUAAUCAUUGUCUUCAUAGGAACCUCAAUUAAGGCAUUCUUCAAGGGUAUUCACACCUGGAAAACGGAAACCUUAACGAAACAGGUUGCUAGUUUUGGAAAGUUCCUAAGGACGGAUUGUGAUGAGGAGCCAGAAUACAACUCUCUUCCCGCAAAAUCUCAAAAAGACAACAGACUACCCCAGUUCUUGACCAUCCUUGUUUACUUGAACGGAACUAUGCUGAUUCAUCAGGGUCCGAUUCUUGGCAACAUAUAUUGGAAAGAGCUGGGAUAUAUCUCCUUCGUCUGGCUCGCAUACUUUUUUCUGCAGAUUAUUAAGACAUACACAAGUACAUGUUCAACCACGUUUUGGAUAGUAAAUCUAUUACAGGUACCGGCUUCUCUAGGAGUGCAUCUGUACCAAGCAAUAGGGCUUCAUCAGGGAUGGAGAACCAUUCCUUCCAAAGGAGAUCGGGGCACAAAUUGGCCAUUGCACUAUCUGAUUCUCUCUAGUUUCUGUGCCACCUUAGCUGGACUUAUCGGCGGCCUUCUCGGUAUAGGCAGUGGAUUUGUCAUGGGUCCUUUGUUUCUGGAACUGGGAAUCGCCCCUCAAGUGGCAAGUGCCACAGCCACACUUGGAAUGACAUACUCAGCAUCUAUCUCUACUGUAGAAUAUUACCUCCUGAACCGUUUUCCUGUUCCUUACGCUUUGUAUCUGACCUUUGUGGCAACAAUCGCUGCAUACAUAGGGCAGGAUAUCAUUGACAGGCUGGUUACAAGAUUUGGAAGGGCGUCUCUGAUUAUAUUUGUCCUGGCCUUUACAGUAUUUGUCAGUGCAUUUGCAUUGGGUGGAGUUGGUGUGUCAGACAUGGUUCAAAAGAUUCAGCGUAACGAAUACAUGGGAUUUGAGGACUUCUGCAAGUAG